Molecule: messenger RNA, 4763 nt
Organism: Mandrillus leucophaeus (drill)
Lineage: Eukaryota; Metazoa; Chordata; Mammalia; Primates; Cercopithecidae
Gene: ZNF41
Product: zinc finger protein 41
Exons: 5
Coding region: 743-3208 (821 amino acids)
Biological process (GO): regulation of DNA-templated transcription
Source: RefSeq, a predicted model, not a curated record
ACGGCCUGAGGCGGAGUGCACCCUGAGGGCGGAAGAGGUAAGGCGCCCCGCCUGCCGGGGCCUCAAAGGCGACUGACUCCUAGAGGCUGCGGCGGAGGGGAGAAGCCUGGUGGUACAUUCCAUGGCCCAGUGCCUCGGCCACUGGAAAAUCCCACAGGGGUAUAUCGAGUAGGGUACCGUGGGCUCCGCUGCAGAAAUGAUCACCCUUCCAAGAUGGCGGCUCCCGUAGAGACACUCCCAAGGGGACAGCCAUGUUCCUUGCCUGACAGUCGCUGCAGGAAAUGGGAAAGCCCGCCUCUCCUUCGACGCACACGCGCACGCACGCACGCACCGGCGCGGUGUAAGGGCACCAGGUGUAAUUGUGGGCGAGCGGCCGCUUCGGAGCUGACACUAAGCAUGUGCAGAUCAAGUCCAGAAGCGCCGGGGUCCCUCGAAGCAGUUUUCAGGACUUAAGGCUCUGGGACAUCCAGCACAGUGAGCCUCCCCUGGGCACUACCAGAAAAUAUUUGUGGGUGAACGUGGAGUGAUGACCAUGUGGACACUGUCUUUCCAGGGUUUCUUGGAGCCUCUGCAGAGUCUGGGGGCCAGGCUCCUUAGUGGAAACUGCAGGAUCUUCCUUCUGACUCCUGCUUGCCUCGCCCCAGCAGCUCCGGUUGAGUCCGCAGACGCCAGCUCAGCUUCCAGCUUGGGAAAGAGUGGGGUUGUCAGCAGGAGAGCCUGAGGGCUGAGGCCCAGCGUGAACAUGGCAGCUAAUGGGGACUCUCCCCCAUGGUACCCGGUCGUGGCUGCAGAGGGACGUGGCAGCUCAUGUGAGGUGAGGAGGGAGAGGACCCCGGAGGCAGUAAUUCAUUCAGUGAGGAGAUACCCUGACCUGUCCCCAGGGCCUCAGGGCAGGAGCAGUGCUGACCAUGCUGCCUUGAACAGGAUUGUGUCGUUACAGGCUUCAGUGUCAUUUGAGGAUGUGACUGUGGACUUCAGCAGGGAGGAGUGGCAGCACUUGGAUCCUGCCCAGAGACGCCUGUACUGGGAUGUGACACUAGAGAACUACAGCCACCUGCUCUCAGUGGGGUACCAAGUUCCCAAGUCAGAGGCCGCCUUCAAGUUGGAGCAAGGAGAGGGGCCAUGGACGCUGGCGGGGGAAGCCCCACAUCAGAGCUGUUCAGGUGAGGCUAUUGAGAAAAUGCAGCAACAGGGAAUUCCUGGAGAAAUUUUCUUCCACUGUGAGAGAUUUGAUCAACCCAUAGGAGAAGAUUCAUUAUGUUCUAUUUUAGAAGCACUGUGGCAAGAUAAUGACCAGUUAGAGCGAUGUCAGGAAAACCAGAAUAACCUUUUAAGUCAUGUGAAAGUAUUGAUUAAGGAGAGGGGCUAUGAACGUAAAAACAUUGAAAAAAUAAUUCAUGUGACUACCAAGUUUGUUCCUUCAAUUAAAAGACUCCGUAACUGUGACACAAUUUUGAAGCAUACUUUAAACUUACAUAAUCAUAGUAGAAACAGUGCAACAAAGAACCUUGGCAAGAUUUUUGGAAAUGGUAACAAUUUCCUCCAUAGCCCUUCCUCUACUAAGAAUGAGAAUGCUAAGACAGGAGCAAAUUCCUGUGAACAUGAUCACUGUGAAAAACAUCUCAGCCACAAACAAGCUCUCACUCACCAUCAGAAAAUUCAUCCUGAGGAGAAGCUUUAUGUGUGUACUGAAUGUGUAACAGGCUUCACUCAGAAGUCACAUCUGUUUGAGCAUCAAAGAAUUCAUGCGGGAGAAAAGUCCCGUGAAUGUGACAAGAGCAACAAAGUCUUCCCCCAGAAACCCCAGGUUGAUGCACAUCUGAGUGUUUAUACAGCAGAAAAACCCUAUCUGUGUACUCAAUGUGGAAAAGUCUUUACCUUCAAAUCAAGCCUCAUUACACAUCAAAAAAUUCAUACCGGCCAGAAACCCUACAAAUGCAGUGAAUGUGGAAAAGCCUUUAUCCAGAGAUCAGACCUCUUUAGACAUCUGAGAAUUCAUACAGGAGAAAAACCUUAUGAAUGCAGUGAAUGUGGAAAAGGCUUCUCCCAGAACUCAGACCUCAGUAUACAUCAGAAAACUCAUACUGGAGAGAAACACUAUGAAUGCAAUGAAUGUGGGAAGGCUUUCACAAGAAAAUCAGCACUCAGGAUGCAUCAGAGAAUCCACACAGGAGAGAAACCUUAUGUAUGCGCUGACUGUGGGAAGGCCUUCAUCCAGAAAUCACAUUUCAACACACAUCAGAGAAUUCACACUGGAGAAAAGCCGUAUGAAUGCAGCGACUGCAGGAAAUCCUUCACUAAGAAGUCACAACUCCAUGUGCAUCAAAGAAUUCAUACUGGAGAGAAACCCUAUAUAUGUACAGAAUGUGGAAAGGUCUUCACUCACAGGACAAACCUCACCACACAUCAGAAAACUCAUACUGGGGAGAAACCCUAUAUGUGUGCUGAAUGUGGAAAGGCUUUUACUGACCAGUCAAAUCUCAUUAAACACCAGAAAACUCACUCUGGAGAGAAACCCUAUAAGUGCAAUGGCUGUGGAAAAGCCUUCAUAUGGAAGUCACGCCUCAAAAUACAUCAGAAAUCUCAUAUUGGAGAGAGACACUAUGAAUGCAAGGACUGCGGGAAAGCCUUUAUCCAGAAAUCAACACUAAGGGUGCAUCAGAGAAUCCAUACAGGAGAGAAACCCUACGUUUGUCCUGAAUGCGGGAAGGCCUUUAUCCAGAAAUCACACUUCAUUGCGCAUCAUAGAAUCCAUACUGGAGAGAAGCCUUAUGAAUGCAGCGACUGUGGGAAAUGCUUCACUAAGAAGUCACAACUCCGUGUGCAUCAGAAAAUCCACACAGGUGAGAAGCCCAAUGUAUGUGCUGAAUGUGGGAAGGCCUUCACUGACCGAUCAAAUCUCAUAACGCAUCAGAAAAUCCACACUAGGGAGAAACCCUAUAAAUGUAGUGACUGCGGGAAAACCUUCACCUGGAAGUCACGCCUCAAUAUACAUCAGAAGUCUCAUACUGGAGAAAGACACUAUGAAUGUAGUAAAUGUGGGAAAGCUUUCAUCCAGAAAGCCACACUAAGUAUGCAUCAGAUAAUUCAUACAGGAAAGAAACCUUAUGCUUGUACAGAAUGUCAGAAGGCCUUUACCGACAGAUCGAAUCUCAUUAAACACCAGAAAACGCAUAGUGGAGAAAAACGCUAUAAAGCCAGUGACUGAGAAAAUCUUCACCUGGAAAUCACAACUGGGUAUGCAUCAGGUAUCUAAUAGUAGGGACGAGGAAGGCCUGAUGCUGCAAUUGUUGUGCAGGGGGAAAUGGAUAUGAGAGACUGAGGCUUGAGUGAACUGAAGGCAAACAGAGCCAAGUAUCCUUCAGUCCACUGGAAAGACAAGUUCCUGCAUCACCACAGUGUAUAUGCAAUUCAACGCAUAGGAAGAACCUUUAGAGAAAGCAUUUGAGCGAUAGUCAUGUUUGGUGACAUGAUUCAUACAGACCUCUUGAGCUUCUGGAAAUAGUAGAAUGAAGACCCGAGGAGAUGACUUGUCAUCUCCUAUGCUUCACUUUUUGGAUAAAGAACUUUUUAAAUUCAGUACUGAUUAGUUCAGCAUAUCCGGGGACAUAAAAGUACUCACUACUGGGAAACACUUUUUCAAAUUUCUAGGUUGGGGAGAAGAGUUUUCAUUGUCCAAACACUGGCAGGGCACUGACAUCAAGGCAGGAAAUCUACUUGGGAAUGCAGAUAUCUGUUUUUGUGAUCAUUGGCACUUCAGUCACAGAAAAGAUUCCCAUGAAAAACUGUUUUUUCCCUUCCCUUGGGAAGUCCUCAUGGUAUAUGUAUUUUAAGUGCAACAGAAUUUUUAAAUUUAAAGGUAUAACUUUAUGAAUUGGGAAAUUAGGCCUAGCUCUAGCCUGUGUUACAGAAACAUAGUCAUUGAAUGAUACAGACAUAUAAAGGUAGUAGUUAUCUCAUUAUUAAUCCCCUGCUGGGAGAGCAGGUGAGUCAUACCCUAUAAGAGGUAUGCAUGCCUUCUAACCUGUUUCCCCAAAGCUGUCAUUUGCAUAAGCUGCAGGCCAUAGAUUCCUUAUCCCCUCAGUAACUGACCCUACAACAAUGGAACUGAUCCACAGCGCUCUAGAUUUUCAGGCUCACCCACCAACACCCCUGCUUUCCUUGGGAUUCCUGUUUGAAAAAGAAUGGUUGAAAAAUUAGGUUUCACUUCCUAAUAUUUUGUUUUUCUUCCUAUUUGGUUAAGGUAUAUUCAUUUCAUUUCCUACAUGCACAUUAAGGGUAGCUUUGUGUAGACUGCUAUGGGAUAAAGUCACGUUGCAUUGCAAUUAGUUAUUCUAAAACAUAAUUACAGUUUAUCAUAGUUGAAUAACUGGAAGACUUCUCAAGAAAGAUCACUGCUCUUUUUUAACACUGAUAUAUAGACACUUUCUCAUUUUCCCUUAAACUUUUUUUUACAACACUCAUAAAAAGGAACUUUCUUUCUAGCAUGCAAUUGUAUUUUUAUUUUAUUUUAAAAUAUUUUUAUUAAACUGUAUAUAGAAAAUGCAUAUAUCAUAAACAUACAGCUCAAUGCAGUCUCAAAAAUGAACAUACUCAGGUCAAGAAACAGAACAUGACCACACCCCAGAAGCCUUCCCCACUUUCCCUUCCGGGCAAGCCCCCAAGGGUAUACACUACCAUGGCUUCUCACAGCAUAGAUUCAUUUUGCCUGUUUUGUAUUUUAUAUAAAUUGAGCCAAACAAUUAUAUAUCAUAUAAUUGAGC